Austrofundulus limnaeus is the source of this 1814-nucleotide messenger RNA. RefSeq names its product apoptosis regulator BAX. The record is from RefSeq and is a predicted model, not a curated record. Gene Ontology annotation, biological process: extrinsic apoptotic signaling pathway in absence of ligand; release of cytochrome c from mitochondria; regulation of apoptotic process. The coding region runs from base 36 to 614 and encodes 192 amino acids. Gene Ontology annotation, molecular function: channel activity; BH domain binding. NCBI's taxonomy places the organism in Eukaryota, Metazoa, Chordata, Actinopteri, Cyprinodontiformes, Rivulidae. Gene Ontology annotation, cellular component: mitochondrial outer membrane. The transcript is spliced from 6 exons.
UGUGGUCACGUGACUUUACGGAAGUACAAAACAAGAUGGCAUCGCAGGGUAGCGGGGAUCAAGGGAACACAAAAGAUCAGAUAGUGGAAGUAGGAACUUUAUUGUUAAAGGAUUUCAUCUACGAGCGGGUUCGGCAACAUGCAGGUAGUGGCGACGCUGUAGUGACAAGGGAGCAGCUGGGUUCAACAGAGCUGAUCGACCCGAACCACAAGAAGCUCGCUCAGUGCCUACAACAAAUUGGAGAUGAGCUGGAUGGAAAUGUAGAGCUUCAACGGAUGAUAAAUGACUCGGCACUUAGUCCUUCGAAGGAUGUCUUUAUGAGAGUCGCCAUUGAGAUCUUUUCAGAUGGAAAAUUCAACUGGGGCAGGGUGGUUGCACUCUUUUACUUUGCCUGUCGGCUCGUUAUCAAAGCUCUAAUUACCAAACUUCCGGAUAUCAUCAGAACAAUAAUCACCUGGACGAUGGACUACCUCCGGGACAACGUGAUCGGCUGGAUAAGAGAUCAAGGCGGCUGGGAGGGUAUCCGUUCCCAUUUUGGCACACCUACAUGGCAGACAGUGGGAGUUUUCUUGGCCGGUGUUCUAACCACUGUUAUAGUCAUACGCAGAAUGUGAGAGACAUUCAAAGAGCGGAUGGAAGAAAGAUGGGAAGAGUUACAACCAAGAGGACAGAAGCGAGAUAAAAGAAGAUGACAGGGUAACAGGAAGAUGUUAAGGCAGAGUGAUCAGGAGGCACUCGUAUUUGGAGCCCUGGUCUUUGUCUCCCACUUGAGUGGAAAAUUGGGAGUUGGACUUUAAGCACUGUUCACAAAGCGAUUUAAGGAGUGAGCUGUGCGUGAUAACGUGUGCAAACUCAAAGAAAAGGAAAGGAAUUCAGACUUGAAGAAAGAAAGUUUUAUGUAACUUAUUUUUUAUUUGGUACAAAGUCACUGCACUCAUUUCUGCCAUCAAACAAUAUCUUGACAAAAAAAAACUGUUCAAAGAUGUUUUUCUGUUGUUUUAGUUGUAGUUCUUUCAAGACAUUUUGCUUUUCUGAUCUUCCCAGUCACUAUUUAUGUCAUCAUUAUGUCCGUAUGCUAGCAAUUUUAUAUCCAUAUGAAUUUGUGAGUCACUGGUUGAAAUCUUUUAAAAUCAAUGUUAGACAAGGCGUAUUUGCAACCCCUUUAUUAGAGCACUUAAAAGGUGAUGUAGGUAAAAGACUACUCUCACCUAAAGUAAAACCAGCAGCUAAUUAAUGCCCGUGUCUUCCCAUAAAAACACAGCUCAGCUUUAUUUCAGGGGUUUAAAAAAAAGUGCCACACCAGAGUUGUGUAUAAAGUUUUGUUUACAUUUAAUGAAUCAUUUCAAGGUUAAAGACAGAAACCUAGUAAAAUGAAUUAAAUCAUUUCUUUUCUAUAGAUACAAUCAAUUGCUGUUUUGAGGUAUUUCAAUAACCACAAGCUUAUUGUGGCUCCCAGUUUUGUUUUUGUAGAAGCCAUGCGUCAUGAGUAUAAAGGGACAUGUGCUUCAUGCUGCAAACAGAGCAAUGGACUGCUCAGAUACUUACCUCAAUUUUGACACAAUCGAAGGACUGUAUUUUUACAUCAGUUAUUCAGUCUGCUGCAACGUUGUUUACGCAGCGGAAUGAUUUUGAUACAUUUCUUUUCGUCAGUGCCUUGGUGUUUUCGUUUUUAAAUGACGAGUCUUUUUGAUAUUAUCAAGUUCCCUGCUUUUCUAUCACAUUUGUAAGGCUCACACUGAUUCCGAUUAUCCCUGAAAGGUUUUUUUCGCAGUGACUUUUAUGUUGUAAUACAGAAAAUAAAUGUUUUAAUUCUU